AUGUCCGCCUCCUUCAAGAUCACCGAUCGCCUCCCCCUCCCGAACUCGAGUGUCCGCAUCCCGCGCCUCGGCUUCGGCGUCUACCGCUCCCCCACCAACCAGUGCGUGCAGUCCUGUCUGAAGGCAUUGGACGCAGGCUACCGACACAUCGAUACGGCACAGUUCUACGCCAACGAGGCGGAAGUCGGCGAGGCACUGCGCACCACCAGUGUCCCAAGAGAUCAGAUCUUCGUUACAACCAAGAUCCUCAGCCCCGCAGCUUCGGUCGAGGCUACCUAUGAUAAAUUGCUGGCUUCCGUCCACAAGAUUGCUGGCGCUGACGGAUAUGUCGACUUGUUCUUGAUUCACUCCUCCAGCUCUGGCUCUUCUGGGCGGAAGCUUUUGUGGCAGGCGCUUGAGAAGCUGUACGCGGAGGGCAAGACGAAGAGUAUCGGUGUUAGCAACUUCGGUGUGGGGCACAUUGAGGAGAUGCGCUCAUAUGCCCAAGUGUUCCCGCCUCAUGUUAAUCAAAUCGAGCUCCACCCUUGGUGCCAGCAGCGCGUCAUCAAUGAAUACUGCCGGAAGAACGGCAUUAUCGUCGAGGCGUAUUCGCCCCUCGUACGAAACUAUAAAGCGAACGACCCAACACUAGUGGAAGUGGCAAAGAACUACGGCAAGUCCACUCAGCAGGUCUUGAUCCGCUAUGCGCUGCAGAAGGGCUGGGUGCCUCUGCCCAAGACCGACCACCCCGAACGAAUUGUGUCCAAUGCGGGUGUGUUCAACUUCGAUCUCAGCGUGGAGGAUAUGGCUGUGCUGGAUUCCCUCGACCAGGGCAGUGCCGGCGCUAUCGUGGAGGCCGUGGACAACGAAUGA
Messenger RNA from Penicillium egyptiacum, 852 nucleotides. Lineage: Eukaryota; Fungi; Ascomycota; Eurotiomycetes; Eurotiales; Aspergillaceae. The record is from the annotation of a GenBank genome assembly.